Eutrema salsugineum is the source of this 2130-nucleotide messenger RNA. Its product is annotated as caffeoylshikimate esterase. The transcript has 7 exons. Lineage: Eukaryota; Viridiplantae; Streptophyta; Magnoliopsida; Brassicales; Brassicaceae. Gene Ontology annotation, cellular component: membrane. The coding region runs from base 1056 to 1991 and encodes 311 amino acids. Gene Ontology annotation, molecular function: lipase activity. The record is from RefSeq and is a predicted model, not a curated record.
GAAAAUUUUCAUUAACUAUUUUGAUUAAAAAUGGUUUUAGGAUUCUAAAAUAUUGAAUGUAAUAAAAAUGGACCCUUAAUAUUUUAUAAAAACAUGGACCGUAGACCAAUGCUUCAUUUUACUACAUAUAGGCACGGGUCUGCUUGCAUGUAUUCGGGUGGUAAAUUUACAACACAAAGUUCGUAUAAAACUGAUUUAGUUUGGUUAUUGUUUUUUUUUUGGCAGCUCUAGUUUUUUUGGGUCAUCUAGUAGUAGUUUUUAUUGAAAAUUAUAAGCCUGAUGUUAAAACCGGCAAAAAUUGAAACUCUCCCAAAAACAAAGCCUAUGAUUUACAACAUAACUUUAGAGUCCAAACUUAAAAGAGGGAAACAAAAUAAGAAUAUACCCGAUAAACAAAACAAAGAAUAAAAAAAAGAAUCCAAAACCAAAGCACCUAGACAAAUUGACCAAAUCAACCAAGCCUAACAGCAAUCAGACAAGUGGAAUUAUGAGUAGGGUGAUGAUAAACACUCUAAUAAAUAUGAUGAUAAUGAUAUAGAUACAUUUGUCAAGACGGCAAGUUUACACAAGGACAUAAAUACAUGUAUAUCCAUCCCUAAAUCAAAGAUUCAAAAGACUAAUUAAAUGAUGGCACGGCACUAUUAAAAACCUUUAACAAAAAAAAUAGUGAUGGCAUGGCACUUAAUAAGGGAUGACUAAGUCGGAGUAUUUGCCAUUUGGUCAAUAAAAAAAAAAAACUAAGCCGGUCAAGGCGUCAAGCACUAACGGCUGAAGCAUUCAUUACCAAAAAAAUCUUGAACUUAUUCAAAGUCGGUAUUGACGUCAUCUACAACGAAAAAAUCCCACAAAGACUUAAAAUCGUUUCUACAAAUUACCAAAACGCAGCGUUCAUAGCGGCUUCCCCUGUUUUUUUUUCGGGUUACUUGAGUUCUCUGAAUUUUCCCUUUUCAGCUCCUAUAAAUUGGACUGCACUCGCUCACUUUGUUUUCAAGCAUAAACCCUUAAAAGUUUAAAGUUUUUUAAAGAUCUUAAUAUUUUUAGAAAAGCAGAGAAUCAUGCUUACGUAUGAAGAGGAUUUUGUGUUGAACUCACGAGACAUGAAGUUGUUCACUUGUGUAUGGAAACCAGUUGAGAAAGAACCAAAGGCCUUAAUCUUCUUCUGCCAUGGAUACGCUGUGGAAUCCAGCAUCACCAUGAACAGCACAGCAACGAGGCUAGCAAAGGCCGGUUUUGCGGUCUAUGCAAUGGACUAUGAAGGUCACGGAAAAUCGGAGGGAUUAGAUGGUUACAUCAGCAACUUUGAUGAUCUCGUUGAUGAUGUCUCUAUUCAUUACUCUACAAUUUGUGAGAAAGAAGAGAAUAAAGGGAAGAUGAGGUUUUUACUUGGAGAAUCCAUGGGAGGAGCAGUUGUGUUGCUCUUAGCUAGAAAUAAGCCUGAUUUUUGGGACGGUGCUGUUUUAGUCGCACCCAUGUGUAAGUUAGCAGAAGAGAUAAAGCCACAUCCAGUAGUUACCUCAAUUCUUACCAAGCUUGCUUGGUUUAUUCCAACAUGGAAAAUAGUUCCAGGAAACGAUAUUAUUGAUAUUGCAAUUAGAGAACCACACAUCAGAAAUCAGGUAAGGGAGAACAAGUAUUGCUAUAAAGGCCGGCCUCGUCUCAAAACCGCCUACGAACUCUUGAUGGUUAGCUUGGAUCUCGAGAAAAAUCUUCAUCAGGUAUCGAUUCCUUUUAUUGUUCUUCAUGGAGAAGAUGAUAAAGUGACGGACAAAAGCAUAAGCAAAAUGCUUUACGAAUUGGCUUCAAGUUCCGACAAAACAUUCAAGUUAUACCCCAACAUGUGGCAUGCUUUGUUAUAUGGAGAAACUCCUGAAAAUUCAGAAAUUGUGUUUGGUGAUAUUAUAAAUUGGUUGGAAAAAAGAGCUUCCGAUUCUAACGGAAGGUUAGAGAGUGAGCUAAAACAUAAACAUGACGGAUGUUUAAUGCAAAAAUAAGUGAAUGAUAUAUAUAUAGUUGGGUAAUGUACUUAUGUAGUCAUCUGUAUGUUACAUUACAAACGAAGCUAUUUGCCAAAUACAUGGAGUGCUUUAACUCUUUCAAUAAAUGUCCAAAAUUACACAAAUUUGUAGAUAA